AUGGUGAGCUUGGCAAGCAAUCACAAUGCAUCCCAACCUAGGGGCUUCUAUGGGUUCUCCACUGACCAUGUGGGCAUCAACGCAGCAGAGCCAGAUGAUGAUGACCUGAUUGUGGAUCACAUUCAGCUGAUCUCUGGCCCAGAGACUGCACAUAAACCCAUGAAUACCACAUGGGCGAUUGUACUGGCCAAGAUUCUCUAUAUUGCCCUUGGAGUGUCUGCUUAUAUUAUUCCAUUGGAGUAUUGUAAAAAUAGUCUGCCGGGUGGAAAAUGCGACAAAGAGGCCUUUUCCUUGACACAGUACAUUCACGGAGGCAUGUGGUUUGUCUUGUUUGCUUUGGACCGCUAUUUUCACCUGAAACAUGAAGAGAGUAGGCUGCAUGGCUACCUUGAGUUUUAUAGAAAGACUCGAAAUAUUCGCAGAAUACCGGUUGUGAUAAAUUCCCUUGCUAAUGCUGUGAUGGUAAUAGUGGUACAAGUCUUGGACAACUACUGCAGUGAGGAUGAUGGUUGCCACAAACUGAGUAAAGCAAACUAUGUACAGAUUUUAGUCAGCAUCGAAUGUGCCCUGGCCCUGAUCUCCCUGCUGAUAUAUUUGGUUCACACUGUGAAGUUUAACUACAAGAAACCACUCCCAGAUGUGGCCCAGGAGGGGCACUUGUCACAUUUUGGUGCCGCAGGCUCAGACCUUGGCUACAGGAACGAAGGUCAUGAUGACCAGGUCUUAGAGAAGCAGGCUGACAUGAUCCGUUAUUUGAAACAACACACAGAAGUUCUUGCCAAACGCAACCUGGCACUGACGGAAGAAAUCUACAGACUGAAGAGUCAGCGACAGUCCAAGAUGGUCAGGUAG
Candidula unifasciata is the source of this 852-nucleotide messenger RNA. The record is from the annotation of a GenBank genome assembly. NCBI's taxonomy places the organism in Eukaryota, Metazoa, Mollusca, Gastropoda, Stylommatophora, Geomitridae.